Molecule: messenger RNA, 2583 nt
Organism: Chanos chanos (milkfish)
Lineage: Eukaryota; Metazoa; Chordata; Actinopteri; Gonorynchiformes; Chanidae
Gene: cbarpb
Product: CACN subunit beta associated regulatory protein b
Exons: 11
Coding region: 1-2583 (860 amino acids)
Biological process (GO): negative regulation of calcium ion-dependent exocytosis; negative regulation of voltage-gated calcium channel activity
Cellular component (GO): plasma membrane; secretory granule
Molecular function (GO): transmembrane transporter binding
Source: RefSeq, a predicted model, not a curated record
AUGAGCAAUGAGUCUGCCGUCUGGAGAAACCUAACAGCAAACUCCACAACUGAGGACAUCCCGUUGGUGUUGGGGAGGUCGGAUGGCUACGUGCUGUUGCUGGUCCUCCUCUCCGUCUUCCUCGGGGGAACGCUCAUCGUGCUGUCCGUCCUGCUGAUCUUCUGCCGCCGCUGCUGCGAGGGAGGACGGCACUAUGCACGGGCUAACGAUGACCCAGAGAAGACCAACACCACCUGUGCGGAGGAAUCUCAGCCCACACAUGAGAUCACUAUCAGAGUGGAUGAGUCAGACUGCCUGUCGGCGGCCAGCUCCCACGACAUGGAGACGGAGCGUUUUCUGUCCACGGGCACGCAGGGCCGCCGCGUCUCCUUCAAUGAGGCUGCUCUCUUCGACCACAGCAAGAAGACGCAGGAGAAAGGCCGCAGGUACACGCUGACGGAGGGAGAUUUUCACCAUCUGAAAAACGCCAGGCUCACACACCUCAACCUCCCUCCCCCCACCCUCAAGAUCCUCACCAUCCACGAGUGCGACUCCCCUGACAACACCGUCACCAUGACGACGCGCCCCGCCUCCAAGUCCAGCCUUUCCAUCUUUCAGCCGUCGGUGUGUCCGCUGCCUCAGACGGCCCUGACCAGUCUCAGCGUGUCUCCCAGUUCUCCGCUCCCCGGUGACACGCUCAACUCCGUCGCAGACACAAGCUUCAGCAAAACACCACCUCUCUCCACUUCUAUGGAAGUGCGGGGUGUUGCCUCCAGGAAUGGGGGCAGCCCGGGAGCGGUGGGCAAGGGGGGGUCGGUUUCGACGACCGCCCUUUCGUCCAGCAGCCCCUCCCAGGGUCCCAUGCUGCAGUUCCUCACCAAACUGCGUCGCCACACCAGCCUGGAGGGGGCCAGUCCCUACUUUAAAAUCAAGAAGUGGAAGUUGGACAGCAGCCAAAGAGCGUCCAGCCUGGACACGAGAGGCUCUCCCAAACGCAGACAGUUCCAGAGACAGCGCGCGGCCAGCGAGAGCAUGGACCAGGACGAGCACGAUUCUCACCACAUCGACCUCAUUCAGUACAUCGCCCGCACCAAGGACGUGGCCUACUGCCCCGGGCGUCCGUCCCCCCGCCUCCUGUCCCCUCCCUCCACGCCCCCACCUUCCCUCGGCAGGUUAGAGGUGGAGGUGGUGGUCGAGCCCAGCUGCAGCCACGUGGUUAGUCCGGGAAUGAUUGGUGUGCCCUCUGAAAUGCAGGAAGAGGUCGCGGGGGCGGGCUGUCAUCGGGAAAGCUCAGACCAUCAGGCCUUGUAUCGGGACAUCUGGACACUCCGUGCUUCCCUGGAACAGUACAUCUCUUCGGACCAGAGCAGCAACAAUGACAAGGACUCAGUGCGCAGUGAUGCCGACAGCGUCUGCUCACUAGGGGGCAGAACUGAGAAGGGGCGGUUGCCUAGCUACUCCUCCCAGGACAUCGGUGAUGAACCGGAGGGCGACCUUGAGUUGCCAAGCGAUGAAGUGUUUGAAAAGGGGGGUAAGCAGGACAGCGUGGAUUCCGAAAGGGGCAGUGACGGGGAAUCAGGGAACCGGAAGCUUCUACAGAUGGACAGUGGCUAUGCGUCCAUCGAAGCUCCAUCCCGUGCACCUGAGGAGUUUCGGCUGUUUGGAAGCGGAAGCGGGAGCAAGGAUGGAACGGCUGUGGAGCGUCGGCACUUUUUCACCAGCUCUGGACGGAAGGGGACAGUGUGUGAGAGCUUCGAGAUGGACCUCUUUGACGAGGAGCUGGAGGAAGAAGAGUCGAUGGGAGCUAGUGGCGGAGUCGCAACGGAGACGGAGUUGACGUGGUCUCCUUACGGACAGAUGUUCACGCAGCGUGAAGCCCUGCAACACCCGCCCCCUGUCGCCUUCUGUCGCCGAGAUUACAGCAUCGAUGAGAAGACAGACGCACUCUUCCACGAGUUCUUACGGCAUGAUCCUCAGUUCGACCAGCAGGAGUCGCCAGCACGCUUGAAACACCGCUCUCGUGUGCACCUGCGGAAACAGUGGCAGCGUUCAAAACAGUACAGCGACCCAGGAGUUCGCCUCUUGUCAUCUUUUGAGAGGCACCGUACACCCCUGCGCAGAGGUGAAAGUGUCAACUACCCUCUGGACACAAGCUACCACAGCACGCUUCCUCGGAUCAUCAGCGCUCCAGACGAGGAGAACAGUGAGGGGGCGGCUAGCGCUCCUGACACGCCGAAAGCUGACCGGGUUGCAGCGGAAGAGACUGAGAUCAAGCUCUCCCCUAGCAGCAGCACUGGAACAAUUAAAGCCAAGGACAAGGAGGAGGAACUUGGACCCUCCUCGUCUCCUACAGUGACUGACAGCUCUGUCGACCAACCGGAGACCCAGGAGGACCCUCGAAAGGCAGGGCCCCCUGAUGAAUCGUUGUCCCCAGACGUCACUUAUGGCCCGCAGAACAUCUCCGCUGAGCUGUCCGACAAGCUGGCGGCUAACCUGGAUGAGCGGAUUUACUCUGGACUUCGUAAGAACAAAGACCAGCCCGAGUGUAAGCCGGAGUGUGUGGUGACGGUCGCACACACUUCUCCUGAUCAUAGCCCAGUGUAG